UGGACUCCGUGUCCCAUGGAGCGCUGCGGGGGGCUCGGUGCCCGGCCCGCGGCCCCGGCAGCUGGCGGCAGGGCGGCUAGUUCAAGUUGCCAUAGCGGCGAGGUGAGGCAGGCGGAAGGUGUUGGAGGACCGGGCGGCUUCGCCUCGGAGCGCUGUGCGGUUGGUCAUGAGAACAAAGAGGAAUGCUUAACCAUAAAUAACUUCAAGAUACUGAUGGCAGAUUCAUCCAGUGAUUCAGACAACUUUCUUACGAGUCGAGCAGGAAGGCAGCCUUUGAGAGCAUCCCACAGCAGAGCUCAGAACUAUGGUGCUGAAGAAUUUACAGAGAAGAUCCAUACUUUAGCAAGCACUUUGCAGGAUACCAACAGAAAUUUAAGACGUGUUGACCAUUUGCUAGGACAAUACAGAGACUACAACAAGGAACAAACCAAAGCAAUAACAACUUUAAAAGAAACACUGGAACAAUCUAUAGGUCAAUUAAGGAGUCAGCGACUAACACGAAACUUUGGAAUGAGAAGUGCAUCUCUCUCAAGCUUAUGUCCCAGUGACCUGGAUGGAGAAGGAAUUUCAGGGAACCGCCACUUCCUGCCCACUUCUCCUCUCAGGACUUAUGGAGACUCCCAGGGCAAUAAACAUCGAAGGWCUAGAUCUGCAAAUGUUCGAUUUGUCAAUGAGGCGGAUAAUGUGGACCAGCUCCAUUCUUUCCACCAGUCUCUUCGAGAUCUCAGCAGUGAGCAAGUUCGCCUGGGAGAUGACAUCAGUCGCGAGCUUUCAAGAAGAAAUCGGACUGAUGCUGAAUUAAGAAAGACUCUGGAAGAAUUGUCUGAAAAGCUCACAGAGUCCCAAAGACAAGAAACGGUAUCAGAACGGGUAGAGAGAAGACUUCAGGAGAUAGAAGAAGAAAUGCGUGCUGAAAGACAGCUCAUAGAAAGGCGCCAGGACCAGUUGGGACACAUGUCUCUUCAAUUACAAGAGGUUUUAAGAAAGCAAGAUGCUAAAGCAGAUGAAACAGAAGAAGUUAUGAGAAACAAACUUGUGAAAUAUGAAAGUGAAAAGAACCAGCUUCAGCAGGAAUUGGAGCAGUCCCGGAAAAAGUUGAGUGAAUCUGAAGGCAAUAGAGAAGCUCUUUUGCAUCAGGUUGAGGAUCUUCGUUCCCAACUUUUGAGAGCAGAAGAAGACCGUGUAGAAUUGCAGCAUCAAAUUUCAUAUGCUGCAAUGCAUCGCCAGAGCUACCAGGAUGCACAAGAUGAUGACAGGAGAAUUAGAGCAGUAGCUGAAAGAUAUGAGAGAGAAAAGCAAGAUCUGGAGAAACAUAUUUUGGAGCUUAAAGCAAAGCUGAGUCAUAAUGCUGUAAUGUCAGAGGUAGAAGAACUAAAGAGAUGUAUAGAGCGUAAGGACAAGGAGAGAGCACAGCUUGUAACACACAUACAGGUGUUAACAUCUGACCUGGAAAACAGGGAGAAGCAGCAGGAAAAAAUGCUGGACCAGCUAAAGGAGAUACAGAAUUGCUACAAGGCUUGUGAGAAUGGACGUAGACAAACUGAACUCCAUUCUGCUGAGUUAGCUCAACAGGUUGAAGAGAGUACUAAGGAAGCAGAACGGUAUCUCACUGAAUUCAAACAUUCAGAGGCACUCAGGCUGGAGACUGAAAAAAAAAGAGAAGAUUUGAAGGUGAGAGCACAGGAAACCAUCCGCCAAUGGAAGCUGAAGUGUAAGAAACUAGAUCGUGCGAUAGAAAAACAAAAUGAAACUAUCAAUGAACUGAUGGACAAGAAUAGUCAGGCCCUCAAGGAAAAGGAUGAUCUCAAAAGUCAGCUUCUCUCAGCUAUAAACCAAAUAGAAAACUUGCGGAAAGAGCUGAAUGAUGUGCUUACAAAGAGAGCCCAGCAGGAAGAACUCCUCCACCAUAAAGAGGUAAAACUGAAUGAAAUGGAGUCACACCAGGUAUCUCUUGAAGAAGAGAUCAAAGAAGUUCAAGGUACUGUAAAAAAAYUGGAGAAUGAGUUGAAAAAGCAAGUCUUUCUACAAAAUCAAAUGCAAUCUGAGAAAGAACACUUGAAGAAAGAACUUGGAAGUAUUAACUUGUUCCAUAAAAAAGACCAAGAACGACUGCUAGAGAUGCAAGCAGAUGUAAAAAAUUUAAGUGCUGUACGUGUGGAACUAACAAACAGACUAGCAGAAGAGGAGAAAGCCAAAAAGGAAUUACUUAAGAGCCUCUCAGAUCUCCAGAAACAGCAGGARUCUAGUCAUGAAGAGAUGACUUCAGCUAACAGGCAGCUGAAGAUGGAAAGAGAAGUUCACCAACGGGAGUUGGCAGAUCUCAGAUCAGAGUUACAAAAUAUGAAAAUCAAACAUGAACAAAAUGUUCAAGAACUCAUGAAACUCUUAAAACAAGAAAAGGAUAAUGCAGAGGCUCAAAUUAGAAUGCUAAAGAUGGAACUUUCAGAAGAGAAAAACAUAGUUAAAUCUCAGUGUCGACAGCUGGAAAAGGCAAAAGUUGAAUGUGAUAAAUUGACAGAAGAAUUAACCCAAAAUGAAGAAGAAAAUAUAAAACUAAAACGGAAAUGUGAGCUUGUAAAGGAAGAACUGGAGAAAAAGGAAAAACAGAUCAGCAAUGAAGAUCAUUUGAGAAAGAUGAGUGAGGCCAGACUGCAAUUUAAAGAUCAGCUGCAUCACUUAGAAAUGGAACAACAAUCCAUUCUGUCCAUGAUAGGAAGUGAAAUUGAUGCUGCUUGUGAAGUCUUUUCUCGGGACUCCAUGGAGAAAUUCAAAGCAAUAUCCCUUACACCAACAGCACAGAAUGAUCCUCAUCUCUGGUUAGCAGAAGCAAAGACUAAGCUUCAGUGGCUGUGUGCAGAGGUAAAGGAAAGAGAAAGUAAGGAGAAAAAGCUUCGAUGCUACUUACUGCAAAGCCGAGAACAGCUCAAGCACUUUACACAGAUGAAGGAGACUGAACAUCAGUCUCUCUUUAAACAGAUAAAAAAACAAGAAAAACUUUUGGAAGAAGUUCACAGAGAAAAAAGAGAGCUACUAGAGAAGACACACAGAAGAGAGGAAGAAAUGGGAGCUCUCCAGGAACGUAUUAUGGCCUUAGAAAUGAGUACCCGAGUAGUUUUAGACCACCUGGAGUCUGUGCCAGAGAAACUGAGCCUGUUAGAAGAUUGCAAAGAUACUGGAGAACCCCAUUGCCGAAGGGAGAUGAUUGAAGAAAGGUAUGCGAAGUAUAAAGACAUAGUGAGUUCUUUACAGCAACAGCUGGAAGAUUCAAAGCAAAGAGUCCAGCAAGUCAAGGAUGCGAAAAUGGAUGCUGAAAUAUCUGGUAUAGAAGUGGCUGCUCACUCUUCUAGUUGGCGAACUCAAAACAGCUUUUUGUGCAGCUCACUGCUCUCAAAUUCAAGUUCACUUGUGAAAGGGUUGGUUCCUUUGGAUACGAGUACCACCAAGGAAGAUUCUACUAGUGUUGCUGCCAGUGAAAGGAAGCUGCAAGCAGAAGGAGGAAAGCAGUAGAACAUUUUACAAAACCACACCAGUUUUCUCUGUGGUAAAUUCCAUUCCACUCUUUUUUUGGUUUUGAACAGUAGUAAUUCCAUCUGCUAUAGGAGUGAUGCACCCUUAAUGAUUCAGCAAUUGCCAAACACUCAAACRAAAGAGCACCAAGAGUGAUCGGGAUGAACUCUUAUGAUAAUUUAGGUGACUUGUACACCAAAGGCUUUCUGGGAAUUUGCUAUUCUCUUGUAUUUGUUAUUGCAAUCCUCCUAGACUAAAUUUAUUGCAUUUCUGAAAAAAGRUAAAGUGAAAUACCUGUGGCAAUUAUCUUUGCUAUGAUCUUAUUUACCCGCGUACAGAAACUGUUCUGACAUUUGUUUUUUUAUUUUUUAAUAACAUUAUUAAUAAUGAAAAAUAUUCUGAAACUACCUAUUAUUAUGAGAGUCAUUAUACAGUGUUGUACAGACACAUUUGUGAUUUUAGGUCCUUCAGUUUGAACAAAUCAUUUAAGAAAGAAGUGAUAAACAAAACAAAAUUUUCUCAAAGCUAGUAAAAAUUCAUAUCUUGGUUACAGGUUCAGCAUAUAUGURUUACAAAGAAUUACUCCUUUGGCCAGAACAGUUUUAUCAGAUGGCCUCUGGUAAGGCACUUUAAAGAAUCUGAAUUUCACCCAUCUGUAUCAAGUGUUUUGAAGGGCACUUCUUUGUGGCUGUGAAAAUUUUAAUAGCAGGGUUGAAUGUUCAUUUAUUUAUUCUGUUUUGUUCUCUGUUAGAGAAGAUAUGUCAUAUUGAUUGUAAAAUAUUAUGGAAAUACAAUAUUGCACAUUUGUAUUUGUUCAGCUAUCUCAAUUCUAAACAAAUUGGACACAAUUUUGCAUUACAGUGGUCUCAAAGAGCAAAUCACAGAAGAAUUUUCUGCUGUCUAAAGAAAUGCAGGUGUUUCUGAUGGUUCUUGUUUUUUUCUCCUCUCAACCRCUUCUGGCUGGAUCACUGCUAGUGUGCCUUAAACGAUUUGCCAAAUCUGUCGGAGUACUGUAGCAAUAUUAACACCAUUCAAACCAUUUUGUUUUGCAGACUCCUGUCAUAUUUAGGAAGCCUAUUUCUUCUGUCAUUUUUUAGCACUGUAGGUGUCUCAGGCAUUAUUCACAAGUCACGAUGUGCCAACUCAAAAGAGGACUUUUUUUUUUUUUCUUUCUAUUUUUCUCUCUGAUGAAGUGUUCUGCACCCACUCCCUAGUGGGUUCUCUGGACAGUGUAUUUCCUUGACAAUCACCUUGUAUUCAACCUAUUUCAAACAGAACAACAUGCUGAGAGCAUCAAAAUCAGACACAGAAAUGAGAAAAACAUUGAGUUCUUUCUCUGUUCAUUUUCUGUGAACUUAAAUUGCUUAAAUUUUUUCUUAAAAAUCUGAUUUGGUUAAAAACAUCUCUACCUCUUGUUGUGUAUUGUCCUGUGCAUGGUAGUUAUGUYAUUGGCUUUUCACAGACUUCUGGGACAUCUCAGCAAAACCGGCAUAUCCACCUCUUGUGAUCUCAACAGCCAUGACAGGGACAAGAAAAAAGCAGCAAAUAAACUUCUCUCUACAAAGAGUGUGGAUGUCAUGAAACAGUGUUUAGCUCAUGCCACAAUUACCAUAAACUAAACUUACUUUAAGUGGAUCCAACAUUUGUAAUUUAUUUUUUAUUGGAUCAGAGCAGAGCUGGAAAUAUGGCAUUUAAAAUAUUUUAACUGGUUUGUCUGCUAAAACAUUAAAAAAUUGCAAAAUGAAAUGUCAUCAGCUUGGAGGCUUUAUGAUACCUAGAAAUUAUGGCCAAAACAUAGAAAGGUCACUUUAAAAUAUAUUAUGAAACAGUAAAUCAUGCUCUCAAAACACUGUAUGUUGUAACAAGGUCUGGUGCAUGGACUGCUGAUGGAUAAAUGUAUGCUCUACCCAAUUUACUGAAGUUUAAAUGUUUUUUUUUGAGGUAAAAGUGCCUGUUGGUAAAUGAAUGGGGCUUUAAGAGUCUCAGCUGAGAAGUAAUACCAGAAAUAUAAUGUCCUCUCUUUUCCUAAGGAAUUUGUAAAAUUCUUACCAUUUUAUAUAUUUUUACAUUUUUUCCUAACUUGUGACUUAGAAAUCUGAAGUAUAUUUUUUUAAAACAGGAUCACUACUGCUUUAUAUUGUUGGAAAACUAAGCAUAAACAGUCUGAUUUCCCUCACUAUUACAUCAAGUACUGAAUCUGAUUUUUGAACUCUACAGGACAGAAAUUACUGCUGAGUGAAUAAUUUUGGCAUUAAGAUUCUAAAUGUGUUCAGUGCACCAGUACAUUUGCCUUUGGCCUUGUGACUGAGUUUUCAGUGGAGUUUUAUAUCCUUUUAUAAAAUUUUCUAAAAGGGCUGGAAGAACAGAAGAGACGUCAAACCACACUAAAAAAAAAAAAAAAAAACCAGCAACAACAAAAAAAGGAAUUUUUACUGAGUAGACUUAUGGACUCCAAAACCAGGAAAUUCUUUCUUAAAUUUAUCCUCUUGGCAUGGCAGUCUAGAUAGCAUGUAAUAUUUGUCUCUCUUCCACCUUUGGUGGAGGUUCAUAUUACAAAGUGAAUUUUGUUUCCUCUUUACUGAAGGCUGUAGUUCCGUUCAUGACAUUAUGUGAAACUGUCCCUUUGUGGUUUAAGAAAUAAUAUUUUUUCCAUAUUGGUCUGAAAUAAUACUCUUCUGCACAGUUUCAGUUUUUAAAGUAGAAAAGCAGAUAAUUUUUAAAUAAAAAACUUUUGUAUAUUUCAUAUUUCUUUAAAAUUGCUGAUCCUUUUGGUAGCCAGAUUUUUUUAUACUUUAACCCUUUAAUGACACACAGAAAAUGAUGGAUUAUUUCUUUUUUCUGUUUAGCAUUAGGCAAAUCAGGCAAUUUUUAAUGUAUKUACUAAGUACAUACAGAUUUAGUAAGCUAAUAUCGGGCAUUCUUUUUUUUUAAUGCUGUACUGAAAUACAGUGUUUCAAUAUUGUGCUUUCAAAAGUGCACUGGCCCUCUAUUUCAGCAUCAAAUAGUUGACACAUGAAUAAGCUAUACAUUUUAUGCCCUUUAGUUCCUUAAUAUUUUACAGUAGACUUGAGAGUACUUAAUUACUUUUGAGAUURUAUUUACUAAAUAGUCAAAAUAAUUUAUUUUCAUUGUGUAAUUAUGUCAUCCUAAGAAAAAUUGUUGAAAAUAAAAUAGUCCAGUAUAAAAAAAAAAAAAUACAGAGUAAAACAAUGCAAUUUUCUUACAUUUGCUUCUCAAAUUUUUGAUGGAAGCCAGUCUUCAGUGAUGGUGAAAGAACUCUUUAGAUAUUCAAAGCUCAGCCACAUCCUUACUAACUGUUCCAGCAGAGUAAAUAAAGCAGAUAUAUGAAAAUCCCAUACAGCAAAGAAACUACUGUUCUAAAAUCCAUUUCUGAGCUAAAGAAUCUGCGUAUCAGUUCAUCCAUGGUUUACAAGGCAUAGUCUCUGCACUGUGUUGCACUGAAUGGUUUUUCGUGAAUGAAAAUGACAGUAUUAUCCUGAUAAAAUUUUUUGGGCUAAAAAUGAGAAGUAUGCAACCUGGAUACUUUCUCAUAUGUAUAACAUGCARAAAAAAAUUAUUAAUAAAUUAUGUGGCACUGCUUGUUACAGUCUCAUUUUACUUUGACUUUGACACACUACUUGUGUUAAACUCCUCAUGCUUGCAGUGUGUUAGUAACAAAUUUAUAUCUCUCUAAGCCCUCUUCACCCCACAGAAGUAAUGGAUACUGAAGUCAGUGUGAGCUACAGGUCAGGAUCUGGCAAUAAGGCAUUUUCAAAAAUGGAUUUGCAGCAGGGCAUCACAAAAAUUCCUGUGGUUUUGGUCUUAAUUGAAGAGUUUAGAAGCAGUUGUAGAGGAAAAAUAGCAAUAGAAGGGAUGUAAAACAGUUCAUGAUUAAAGUUACACAACACUUUCAUUCUUGAUGUCUUAGCUUAAAAACUGCCUUAGAUCUACUGUUUACAUCUGAUUAAAAGUGAUCCCUAAAUAAAAUUCCAUCUUGUAUAAUUUUUUUUUACAUGCUACAGUAUGUUGUACUUUAGCUCAACUCAUCUCAACUCUUUACUGUAAGCAUGUCUAGGCUGUUGUGAGUAUGAACUUACUUGGUUUUCUAUGUAAAUAAUUAGAUUUUAAAUCUGAAGAAUAUUUUAGUGCUCCACAUAGGAGUACAACAGAGGAGAAUCUGAUAACCAAGAUAUUCAAAAAUCUGUAAUGUCUCUGGGAAUAUUGACGAGAAAAAUGAAGGAGACUGCUGUGGUUAAAAUCCAGCAACAGCCUUCAUUUAUCAUUUGUGCUCACAACAAUAGCUCUCCUGUUUCUAAAGCCGAAGUUGCACUUCUGUCAUUUCUCUGACUGAAAUAAUGGGGGUUUCUUCUCUCUUUCCCUAAUAAUGGCAAAAUCUGUAGAGUGAAAAUAUGUGGUGAUGAUAUUUUUUAAUUUCUAGUCAUUUUAUUUAGGAAUCUACUGGGUGCUAUUUGUAACUAAAUGCUUUAGUUAAUGUGGUUGUUAAAAUGCUUUUGUUAAAUUUUAUUUAAAAACAACAACUGCGUAGAGAUACUUAUUUUAGGAUAAUUUUGCCUUUUAUUUUUUAGGGACAUAGCUCCUUAAUAGGUGUUUUGUGUAAGUGCAAUGGUUGUUCUUGAGUUCUCUGUUAUUUUCAUCUGUCUUCAGACCAGAGUUGUUUUGAUCUUGGACUACUUUUCUCAUCUGCCAUCUGCAGUGCACUAGUAUGUCAGAAGAUAUACCAUCAUUUCAUCACUUACCCUUUGUCAAUAAUUUUGGUAGUUGAUAUUCCCAGGAAUUACAUUAGUGUUAAAGGCAGUUGUUUCUUAUGAACUCUUUUCAUAUGAGUUCUGCCACUCUUACUUGUUUACUAAAAUAAAAGCUACUUAGUAAAUGGACUAACAUCAGGUCACUUGCUGUCUAAUUUUGAAGAUUAUUCCACAGGCCAAAGUAAAUGUGUCUUACUACAUUUGUCUAGAUUUUCUAGCUGCCAGCAUUGAUUCUACUAUCAGUUUGUAGAAGGAAAUGGUACAGGAUUGCUGCAAUUACCCUGAAAUCUUAUUGAUUCAAGGCAAAAAUGAGACUACAACUAAUUUAGGACAUCUAAGUGCUUAGUCUAGAACCUAAAAUACUCGUAUUACAAAGUGUAUUUCUUCAGUGUGUUAAUAUCAAAUCACCUGCAUUAUAACAGUUGCUGACAUCUAAAAUAUUUCUGAAAAGUGACCCUGAAAUUUGCUAAAGAUGAUCAAAAGGAUUUUUGUGUCGCUCACAUUGUUAAACAAGCAUGAAACUGGGAAGCAGCCCAAUUUAUGUUCUGGCAUGAGGCUCUUCACAGAAACCACCAGUGACACAGUUUUGUACUUAGUGUGGAAAGUGAUGAAGAUGAGCUGUGUUUUGCUGCUGGCCAAGAGAACAGUUUACAUCUGUUGCUGUUUGGUGUAUGGAGCUCGACGAGUGUACCAUUUUUACUGAGGCUUUCACUGCCGGGUACAGCACUGACAGCACCAUUUCAUUCAAASAGCGGCCACCAUGAAGACAUCAUGUAGCUGGCAGAACUUUUGUUUCAUGUUUUAACUAACAGAACGUCAACAAGUCCAUCAGAAACCUUGAAGUUGUUUAGUCUUCACUGGAGCAGUCUCCAGCGCAGUCUUACAGCUAGAAAAUGCAGAAACCUUGGUCAGUGUGAGCAAUAUCAGCAGGGAGGCUCGCUAGCCAUGGAAGGUGAAUCCAUUAAUAUGUUGUCCAUUGAUCAAUUAGAGGUCUGUAAAUUAAGAAAAACUAAUCUAUGAAGUUUUUAAAAGUGAGAUAAAUURUUCUUAUUUCAUAGUGAAAAAUAAUUCUGUGAAAAUGGAAAAAUGAAGUACCAAAGUCAAGAUGUACUUAAUUUUUCCAGAAUGUAAGUAUUUUCUUAAACUUCUCUAGGGUGACAGCCUUUUAUAAAGGUAAAAUGAAGCUCUGGAUAAGUUAAUCAACAAACAUCAGCCCCGCUUAGUGUCAUUUGAUGUGUGAGACUUGCUCACUUUGAUUUAGACUUAACCAUGCUUAAGGAAAAUCUGUUAUGUGUGCUGUGCACUGAAUAGCAAAGUUGAAAUAGUUCCAUUGGAGACAGCUGAUGUGCUACAGAAGGAAUACUAGCCCUUGCAGUAUAUUUUAACAAAUAGAUCAAAUGUUCAAAUUUCUGCCAUGGUAUUAUAUUACCAGAAAAAAGCAGCAAAUAGAAAAAUAUUUAGACUUUAGGUAAGAGUGUGAAUGCAAUAACAGUGUAUUACUGAGGGUUUGAAGGUGUAUCACUUUUGAGGCUGACAGUUCUAUAUUUGCUUAAUAGCAAAUGCUGAUAUUUUUUUUUUUUCCUUGGAGACUGUGAGAAGAAAAUGUUAUUCACUUUUCAGUUCUGGAAUAAGUUUUGCUAUUUCAUGCUGUCAGAUUCUGUUUAAUUUGGGGUUAGCUAAAAAACAAAAAAAAACCCAGCUAAUUCUCAUACUUCAUUACAAGCAGAUCUAAUUAAGUUAGUUGGUACAUGAGCCAUUUUUCUCCAGAUCUUUUGUUUUCAUUUCAUUUGAAUAAAAUACAGUGGGUUUUUGCAUUUAGUGUCCUAAAACUGGAACAGUUUUAGUGAGCUAGCAUUUAAGUUGGGACAUUCUAAAACUAAGAUUGCCCAGGCAUUUCAGACAUAUGACACUGAACAUAUUACAUUAUAUUUCCCAGUCAACUAUUGUCACUGCAGUAAAGUAUAAAGUAACCACAAGGAAUCUGCAGAAUUUCAACAAAUUAUAUCAAUGUAGAAUGUGUCUCUGUGCUGGUGUGAAGUCAGAAAGGUUGCUUUAAUACUUCUAAACCUUAAUGUUAAUGUAAUAGAAAUGUUAAUAGUGGAAUGAAAUUCUUUAGCACUGAAUUGUUUCUUGACUUGGAGUCCUUCAAAGUUAAGYGAGCAGUCCAGCUCUUCAUACAUAUUCAAGUUCACCUUACUAUAGUAACCAGAACUAUUUCAGUUUCCUUCAAACCUGAUUUCUGAAAUGUAAAAGUGUGUUCAGACUUUUAAUAACUAUGUAGGCAUCAGGUAUAUCCUGUUCGCAUAAUUAUGUAUCUUUCUUAUAGAUAUUGACAUGUUUAAACAUGUUCAUACACUGUAAAAUUUUACUSGUCAAAAAGAAAAUUAAUCCUUUUAAGCUUGGAAAUCGUGACUGCAGUAAAGAUAGCAGAGGCCUUGUCUGUAAUGUCAGUGGAGUUACAACUUCAUGCUGAAUUUUAGAAAAGGGGAGAGAAAUAUUUUCUUAGUCCAUUUCUUUGUUGCAUUGUGGAGGUCUCUAAGUCUACAACAUGUGUUGGCCAGGUGAGCAACAAGUACUUGCUGGAAAACAUAUGAUCUUAUGAAAAUAAUUUGAUAGCAAGCUGCAAAACAUUGGAAUAAUUUGACAUAAUGUCAUUUUUAUAAUUUAGAUUUUUUAAAAAUCUGAGAAAUUACAUUUUGAGUUCAUUUAGAUUCUUUCAURUUUUCAAGAGGACUAGAUCAAAGUUAAUUAUAUAGUGAAAACCACUGUACUUCUGAAUAUCGUCAAUAUAAUCUUAUGAAAUUUGAAAAAAUCUGAAAUAUKGCAGCUCUUUGUUCUACCCUAAUGUGGUCUACUACAGCUUUUUCAAAAUAAUGAAGCCAUCUCCAAGGAGAGAUAGUUCACCUGUACUGUGUAUCGAUUGUAUAUCACUCUUGUGACUAAAUGUUUUGUUUCUCAUCAGUUUUUUAACUGAUCUAGUAAUUCAUUGAGUACCCCAGAUGGGAAUUUUUAUGUGUGUAGGGAGAAGCUAAUUAUAUCUUACAUCUAAAUGCAAACAAUAUUGGUAGGGAUUUUUUUUUAGCAAAACACUCAUAAAAUAAAACCAGUUUUGGCUUUUUUUGUCCUGUGAUGUUUUUGCUCCAAGAUAGCUUCAGAAAGUGUUUGCAGUCCACUUUUUCCAUUAUCUGCCAUCUUCAAGGUGGAAAAAAAUCCAACUUGACUGCCUUGAGAAUUACAUAAUGAAUUUAAAAAUACAGAAUCAUAGAAUCAUUUAGGUUAGAAAAUAAUCAAGUUCAACCAAACUACUGCUUGACUGCUACUUCCUGUAAAUCACAUGGAUGCACAUAAAACUAAGUCUACAGGUUGGAUUUUCAGAACACCUCAUGCUGGUUUAGGAACAAUGCAUUAUAGAAAGGAGGAGCUGUUUCCAUGUUGUUGUGAUGUACAGAUCCUUACCAACCUGUGAAGCUUGAAGCACUUGGUUACACACAAGGUGUGACUUGUGUCUCACCAGAACACCAGAUUUAUUGUUGAGUUGCUGCAUUGACUUCUGAAUACCUGUGCCUGAUUUAUACCCAUAUGAAGCCAGAAUCAAAUCUCAUGUAUAGAGCCUAAGUACCAAUCAAACUACUAAGUGCUGAGAUCUUGUCAAGUUGAUUGCAGAAUGAGGUAUAUGAAGGCUGUCUUUUAUGCUCUGAGUAUGUUGUUGCAAACUGAGAGCUUGGCACAGUCUGCAGGUAUGUUUAAGUUUGGUUAAGGCUCUACCAGGAAAGUUCAUAUGUUAAUUUAACGUCAACAUUUGAACCUACUUUCUGCAAUUAGGCUAUAAAAUGUUAGCCAAUGAGGCAGUAACAAAAAUAUCAAGCUACAUUACUCUUGCUGACUUGGGACUUACUCCAAGCAAUUCCUGAAGGCAGGGUUGCAAGUCUUUAUUGCAUCUCAGGAGAUAGUACCUUUGCAGGUUCAAAGUUGCUAGCUGUACUUGUAAUUUAAAGUGUAACGCAAAAACUUGUCAUUUUUGUAAGCUAACAUAAUAAAUUAUUUUU
Malurus melanocephalus (red-backed fairy wren) is the source of this 12319-nucleotide messenger RNA. It is a transcript of the gene CEP128, whose product is annotated as centrosomal protein 128. Lineage: Eukaryota; Metazoa; Chordata; Aves; Passeriformes; Maluridae. Bases 16 to 3507 code for a protein of 1163 amino acids. The record is from RefSeq and is a predicted model, not a curated record. The transcript has 25 exons.